Messenger RNA from Vigna angularis (adzuki bean), 1198 nucleotides. Its product is annotated as isoflavone 4'-O-methyltransferase. Gene Ontology annotation, biological process: methylation. The record is from RefSeq and is a predicted model, not a curated record. Lineage: Eukaryota; Viridiplantae; Streptophyta; Magnoliopsida; Fabales; Fabaceae. Gene Ontology annotation, molecular function: protein dimerization activity; O-methyltransferase activity; S-adenosylmethionine-dependent methyltransferase activity. The transcript has 2 exons. Bases 30 to 1112 code for a protein of 360 amino acids.
CCAAGAUCUUCCGGAAAAAGAAAAAGAAAAUGGUUUUCACAGACAAUGACAGUGCAAAUGCAAGUGAAAUAUAUAAAGCUCAAAUGCACGUGCACAAAUAUCUCCUCAGUUUCCAAAGCUGCAUGGCGGUGAAGUUUGCGACGGAGCUAGGCAUAGCCGAUGCAAUCCACCGUCACGGAAAACCUAUCACUCUCUCCGGCUUGGCGUCAGCUCUGAAUCUGCCGCCUUCAAAAGUCGGUGUUCUCCACCGCUUCAUGCGCCUUCUAACACACAACGGCUUCUUCAUGAAAACACCUUCACAGAACUCUGAAGAAGAAGAAGAAACAUAUUCUUUGACUCUUGCAUCAAAGUUCCUCGUCAGAAGCAACUCCUUCUGCUUGGCACCCAAUGCGGAAGUAGCGUUUCAUCCAAGUAUGUUUAACAUGUGGAACUCCUCCAAGAAACUGUUUACAGAAGAUACUCAAGUUCCGUUGUUCGAGAGCGUAACCGGAGAGAGUUACUUUGACUUCAUCAAAAAUGAUUUUCAGUUUCUGAAUGUAUUUCAGAAGGCUGUGGCAGCUGAUUCUGAAAUGGUCAAACUGGGUCUCCAACAAUGCAAGCACGUGUUUGAGGGGUUGGCUUCUCUUGUCGAUGUGGGAGGUGGCACUGGUGCAGUCUCCAGGCUCAUACUCGAAUCCUUUCCUCACUUGAAAUGCACCGUCCUUGACCUACCACAAGUUGUGGCCAAUUUGAAAACAACCCAAAAUCUGAGUUUUGUUGGUGGUGACAUGUUUGAAUCGAUUCCUUCUGCUGAUGCAGUUUUACUCAAGUGGGUUCUGCAUAAUUGGGAUGAUGAACUUUCUAUAAAGAUACUGAAGAACUGCAAAGAAGCGAUUUCUGGGAAAGGGAAGGAGGGAAAGGUAAUAAUCAUAGACGUGGUGAUUGAUGAAGCAGGUGAUGAUCGAGAUUUGACUGAGCUGAAGCUGAACUUUGACUUAGCGAUGUUGACUCUCUUGAAUGGAAAAGAAAGAGAGAAGAAAGAAUGGGAGAAACUUAUAUACCAGGCUGGCUUCACCGGCUGCAAGUUUACUCCAGUAUUUGGCUUCAAAUCUCUCAUCGAAGUUUAUCUAUGAUUUGUUAUAAGUUGUUUUAGUUAAUUUGUGUUACCAUUUGAAUAAUAAUUUUCUGCUUCAAGCAUAUUAAUAAGAAUGAAUUUCUU